AUGGUGAUCCCUUCACCACCAUCGCCGUCAUCACAUCAGCAUGUCCGAUCCGAUGAUGCGCAACCGCCGCCAGCGCGGAAUCCGGCGGCGGCGGCGCCGCGGCACGAUUUGUCGCCGCUGCCGCCGCAGCAGCUGAGCCACGCGGCUGGCGCCGGCGCUGGCGCACGGUCGGCGCGCUUCUCUGUGGACCCCUCACUGGACGCUGCCGCCUCCUCCGCCGCCGCCUCUGCCGCCGCCGCCAGCUCAGGUUCGGCGGGCGCCGCGGCCGCAGCUCCCGCCGCCGGGCCAGCCGCAGCGAGCUUCUUGCGGAAUCCCCAGAUUCUCCCCUUCAAAUCUCUCUUUGACUCUGCAGCACCACGCGGAGGCCCUGUUUUAACGGAUCUGACUCUACCAGAGCAAACGGGAUGGCUUUCCUCCUCCUCCUCAGGAGGCUCCUCCCUCUCCACCAUUCACACUUCCUUCCUUCCCCUGUCAACCCUUCCCCUGUCAACCCUUCCCCUGUCAACCCUUCCCCUGUCAUCCCUUUGCCAAUCUUCCCUUCACCUGGGUCUCACCCUUUCCCUCUCCUCCAUUCCCCUGGGUUUACAGCAAGCUGAGCAGGAGAAGCAGCAGCAGCAGCAGCAGCAGGUGCAGCAGCAGCAGCAGCAGCAGCAGCAGCAGCAGCAGCAGCAGCAGCAGCAGCAGCAGCAGCAGCAGCAGCAGCAGCAGCAGCAGCAGCAGCAGCAGCAGACACGGCAUGAGAUGCAGCAGCAGCACCAAGCUUUGUUGCAGCGAGCCUUGCAGCAUGCGGAGAAGGAGCAGAGUCAAAGGCUGGAGAUUCAGCAACAACAGCAGCUGCAGCAGCUGCUGCUUCUGCAGCAGGGUUUGGAGCAGCGAGCAAGGCAGAGGCAGGAGGAGCAAGAAGCAGAACAGCAGCAAGAACAGCGACUGGCGCAGCAGCAAGCACAACAUCAUGCAUCACAAUCACACUCACAGCAAAAUCUGCAGCAACUGCUGCUUCUACAGCAGGGUUUGGAGCAGCGAGCACAGCAGAGGCAGGGGGAUCAAGGAGCAGAACAGCAACAGGCACUACAACAGGCGCACCAACAUGCAUCACAGUCACACGCGCAGCAACAGCUGCAGCAGAUGCUGCUUUUGCGGCAGCUGGAGAAGCAGGCAAGGCAGAGACAGGAGGAGAAAGAAGCAGAACAGCAUUCGCAUGAGCAGUCACUGCAACAAGCACAGCAACAGCGGGCACAACCACGGGCGAAAUUCCUGGAUGUUGAAACUUCAAGAGUGCAAUUUCCAGUACAAUCAGCUGAGCUGAAUCAGGUUCACUCUUCUGAGAAGCAUCAGAUUCAAUCGGUGGAGCAGCGUCAGCAGACACAGGCCCUUCUGAGUGAGAGAGCACAGGCCCUCCUGUCCUCCUGGCUGGGAGUUGCAAGUGUGUCUCCCUCUGCUGCUGUUGCUGCCGCCGCUGCUGUUACUGCUGCCACUGCUGCCACUGCUGCCACUGCUGCUGCUGCUGCUUCUGAUGCUACUGCGUUUCAUCUGGUGUUGGUUUCAACGCCCCGCCACGUGCCGCCGCCCAGCCUCCAGCUCAGCUUCCCUCGGACCGGCUCCCUGGCAUGCCGGGGCAAAGGCCGGGCGGGUAUUCGUGUCCUAUCUGCGGCAACGUUUUCCCCACGUCGCAAGCACUUGGUGGGCACAUGA
Messenger RNA from Closterium sp. Yama58-4, 1692 nucleotides. The record is from the annotation of a GenBank genome assembly. NCBI's taxonomy places the organism in Eukaryota, Viridiplantae, Streptophyta, Zygnematophyceae, Desmidiales, Closteriaceae.